AUGCAACACUUUGAAGAGACAUAAUCUUCAGAAAAACUGAGCCCAAAUACAAGUAACUUGUAGCCUCGUCAAGAGAAGCUAUUGUGUUUUUGUGGAAGAGUUAUCAUAGAAAAACCUGUUACUUUACCUUGUGGUCAUUAAUACCACUUUAAAUGUGCUAGAGAUUAUGUUUUUAAUGUCUAAACAUAAAUAUAGAGUAUUGAAGAUAUGAUCUGCCCCUUUUGCUAAAGUAAUAACAAUAAUUCCUAAUGUGAUAAUUUUUAAACUAGUCACUACGUACUAUAAGAGGAAUUAGAUGAAGAGAAUGAAAACUUUAUUAAUUUGAAAUUUAAAAAGAUAAAUACUUAGCAUAACAAUAACUAAACUCCACUAAGCAAUUAAACAAAUACAAGCUUGAAUUAGAAUUCUUAAAAUACCUCUAAUGAUUAAAGUUUCAAAUACUAAACUCCCAACAUGAAUAAAUAUAGCAAAAGGUCUAGAUAUUCUAAUAAUGAUGACUCUAACAGCACAAAUAAACAAAACAACUUAAAUACAUUUUUAAUUAGUCCAGCCUAGGCAUCAUUCAAAAGUACUUAAGAGCGUGUGCCCUUUACAGAUAUAACUGCAUAAAUUAACAAAAAAUCUCCUUAAACUUAAUAUAAUUCAAUAAAGAAUAAAAUUUGUUUUGAAAAUGUGAAUUAGGAUACAAGUAAAGAAAUGUAGCCAAGAGAAAUAAUUCAAAACAAUUAAUUUAGCUUUUAUGAAAGCAAAAUUUAAGAGUAAAAAGCUUAAAAUAUUAACCAACCUUUCGCUAUUACAAAUUCAGAAUCCCAAAAGAAUAUUUAUCAAAAAAAUAGAUAUGGAAAUUACAUCUAAGUUUUGGGAGAAAGGAUUAUUAAGAAAAGUUUAGAAAUAAAGAAUAAUUAAUAUUCUUCAAUAUCUGCUUCUUCUUCGUCAUCCUCAUCAUUUUCUUCUUAAUUAUAAGGAAAUCGAAAUUCAAUCUAAAAAAUAAAUCUCAGCUGUUCAGAUAUUAUGUAAAAUGUGUCUUUAUCAGAUUCAAGUUUAAUUUCAAAUAGCUUUUAUUAGCAAUACCCUUCUAUCUUUCCAAAUAAUGCUACUUCAAAUAUGUUUACCAGAAUGAAAUAAAUUUUGCAUUCAUCAUAAGUAAUGAAUUACUCAUUUAAUAAUUCUAUGGCUUCUAUAGGUAGUGAUAAAGAAAAUGUUAGGAACAUAACAACGAGAAGAGCAAGAAAUAACGUUUUGUAAGCUUCAUUUUAUGAAGGAGUUUCUUAUAUGUGCCCUAACAGCUUAUACACUAAAUUUAAUAAAAAAGAGCAAGAAAAGACUCUUUAAAAUGAAAUUUUUAAACCCGAAAAAUAACUCUCAGAUAUUGAAGAAAGAGAUAAAGAAUGUUUAGCAUACCCAUUUUGUAUUGAGCUAUCUAAUUUAUUUAAUUCGAAUGAGAAUAAUAAUUUCAAGAAUACCCAAGAUUUUCUUAUUCUGUUUGUACAUGACAAAUUAACAAGUGAGUAAAGAUACCUAGCUAUGAAAAGUCUUUACACAUGUCUUGAUACCUAUGAUACUUUAUCACUCUCUUGGAUAAAUUCCACUACAAAUAAAGUAUUUAAGUCUUCAUCUGAUUACUUUUUUGGAAGAGAAAUGGAUGAGUUAGUAUCAAGCGAAUUUAUGAGGCUUUAAGCUAACAAACAGUCUGAAAUUAUUUUAGAAGCUGACUAGAAACCAGAACUUACUCGCUAAAAAGAGAAUUAUGUUUUAGAUAGCGAUGAAAAAUCUGAAAUCAAGAAGAAAAAUCUAAGCCUAUUUGUGCAAGAAUAAUUCAAACUGUUAAAGAUCAAGAGAAUGAUUUAACAUUUUGUAUUAAUAUAAGCAGAGGAUGUUGAGUUAAAUUUUUUGAAAGAGCUAGAUGGCAUAAAAAAUGUUAUGACAAGUGUUAUCAAAAUCCCAUCAAACAUUUUAAAUCUCUCAAAUAGUUUGGAAUUCAGUGAAAGUUGUAAAAAUCUCUUUAACAAUCAAAUUGAUGGAACAAGGCGAACAAAUAUUAAGAAUUUAAAUAUAGCAAUUGAGAUUAAUCCUUAUUUAAAUAAUCUACUAGAUCUAUCCCUUGUUAAUAAAGAAGAGUUUUCAGCUAAAGUAAAAAAAACUACUCUAAGGAAUGUAAAGUCCUCUUCAAAAAGCAGUGAAAAUCUAGUAACUGAUGAAGAGCUAGAAAAUUAAAUGGAGAAAGAUAAACAUAACGAAGUAGAUUAAUAAUUGAGAGAAAACUCCAACUUUCCUGAAUUAAGCACAAUAUUUGAGGUUGAUAUUGACUAUUUAAAAAAAGAUAGAGAAUUAUUACUUUUUGAAAUUACAUUUAGCAAGGACAUAAACCCAAGUUAUCAGAGCGCUCAGCUUUUUAAUUGUUCCAUUUAAUACGAUUUUAUUUAUGUUGAAUUACCAAAUAACCAAAUUGAAUAUUCGGUAAACUCGCAAACAGGUGAGUUUGAAUUAUCUGAUUCUUAAAAUUUUAUGAAUUUUCCUCCUAUGUUUUAAGACAUUUCACAAAACUUAAAAAAUCUAUAUCUUCUUUUUGAGUGGCAUAAAGACACAAAUCAUCUGCGUUAUAAUAGGAGAGUAAUGUAUUCAUUUUGGGAGGAGGAAGUAAAACAAUCUAAUUUAUAACAAGUAAUCUACGAUAAAUAUAAACAGAUUUUUGACUCAAUUGCUCAAAAAAAAUAGAACUAAGAUUUUGAAGAAUAUAAAAUGUUCACAGAAUAUUAUCAAAAGCUAUUGAAACUAAAUCAAAAUUGA
Tetrahymena thermophila SB210 is the source of this 2787-nucleotide messenger RNA. RefSeq lists its product as hypothetical. The record is from RefSeq and is a predicted model, not a curated record. The transcript has 2 exons. NCBI's taxonomy places the organism in Eukaryota, Ciliophora, Oligohymenophorea, Hymenostomatida, Tetrahymenidae.